UAAUCCUAACAGGUAACCCGCUGUAGGGAUGCAUAUGCGCCGCCCCCCCUCGGCGGUGAGUGAGUUGCUGGAGCCCCGUGAUGUGGUUUGGUGUGGGGGAGGAUAGCAGCUACCAGUCAGAUAAACACUCAGCAUUGGUUUGCAGAGCAGGAGGAACAUGGCGGCACAGUUAGGCAGCAGAAAUGUUGUUUCACUACCGCGAAGGUCAGAGUUGCUUCGGUUAAACGGAAUUUAACAGCGAGGAUUCCGCCAAAAGUGUCAAAUUGUAACCUCUCCCAGUAGAGAUCCGGUGAAUCCACAUUCCUCUGGCGAGCAGGGAGAAGUGGAUGAUGUUUAAAGGUUUCCAAGCGUUAACAUCUCGCAGCAAUGGCCUGAGGGAUUCUCUGGACUAAAACCAAGACGCUGAUAUGCAUUGAGGAUGAGUGGAGUUGGUGAAAACUCAUCUGACCCUGCAAGGGCAGAAUCACGAAAACGCAAAGAAUGUUCUGCAGAACCUAUAGGACCCAGUCCCAAGCGGAGCAACGAAAAACGCAACCGCGAGCACGAGAACAAAUACAUCGAAGAGCUCGCCGAGCUGAUCUUCGCCAACUUUAACGACAUUGACAACUUCAAUUUCAAGCCUGACAAAUGUGCAAUCCUGAAGGAAACUGUGAAACAAAUCCGACAAAUAAAGGAGCAAGAAAAGGCAGCAGCAGCAAAUGAAGAAGAGGUACAGAAAGCUGAUGUCUCAUCAACAGGCCAAAGUGUCAUUGAUAAAGAUGCCUUGGGACCAAUGAUGCUGGAGGCCCUUGACGGGUUCUUCUUUGUGGUGAACAUGGAGGGGAACAUCGUGUUUGUGUCUGAGAACGUGACCCAGUACCUGCGCUACAACCAGGAGGAGUUGAUGAACACCAGCGUGUACAGCGUGCUGCACGUCGGAGAUCACGCCGAGUUCAUCAAGAACCUGCUGCCUAAGUCUCUCGUCAACGGUGUCCCGUGGUCCAGCGAGGGUCCGAGGAGGAACAGCCACACGUUCAACUGCCGAAUGCUCGUCAACCCUCACAGCGAGAACCAGGAGGAGGCGCACGAGCAUGAGUCCCAGCAGCAGAAAUAUGAGACCAUGCAGUGUUUUGCUGUUUCAGAACCCAAGUCCAUCAAGGAGGAGGGAGACGACUUCCAGUCGUGCCUGAUCUGCGUGGCGCGGAGGGUUCCCACCAAGGAAAGGCCCAUGCUUCCCACACAUGAGAGCUUCACUACACGCCAGGACCUGCAAGGUAAGAUAACAUCCCUGGAUACCAGUCUGCUCCGAGCGUCCAUGAAGCCGGGUUGGGAAGACCUGGUAAGACGCUGCAUCCAGAGGUUUCAUCUACAAAACGACGGAGAAAUGUCUUUUGCCAAGCGACACCAGCAGGAAGUGCUUCGACACGGCCAAGCGUUCAGUCCAAUCUACCGGUUCUCGCUCUCUGAUGGAACCAUGGUUUCUGCUCACACCAAGAGCAAACUGGUGCGUUCAGCCGCCACCAACGAACCCCAGCUCUACAUGUCCCUGCACAUCCUACAGAGGGAGCAGCAGGUCUGUGGAAUGGGUCAGGACGUUUGUCCCGGAAACCAGGAGACGGGGAUGACUCCCAAACCGAUGAACUCCUCCACCCCCUCCAUGACUCCACCAACACCGGGCAGCGUGCCGGGUUUAGGACCUCAGGGCCAAGACACUACUAUCAGCAGCAACAGCACGCCUUUCUCCCCACCGGGUCCCGCUGGUCCCAGAGAACCAGCGGCCAUGGGGGGCCAUAUGCAAGGCUACCGCUUUGGCUGUCCCCCAUCACACAACUACACCGGGGGCAUGCAGCCGCCACAGCAGGGCCCUAACUGGAGGAUGAACAGCCCUUCUCGCGCAAGCCCUAGUCCGGCUGGGGGGCCCCACCCGCCUCAGCAGAACUCUAUGCUGUCCCCCAGGCACCGUGUUAGCCCUGGGGGCGCAGGCAGCCCACGUGUAGCCGGCGGUCUGCACUCUCCCUCUCCGGUGGGUAUGUGUGGUGUGGGGCCUGGGAGUGCAGGCAGUAGCAGCAGCAGCACUCAUUCCAACAGCUACACUAGCAGCUCUCUGACGGCUCUGCAGGCCCUCAGCGAGUGUCACGGAGUCGGCCACGGGCACACACUGGCCUCUGCAGACCAGAAGCUAGUCUCUCCGACUAGCAUCACCCCGGUGUCGGGGGUCAGCGCUCACCCGCUGUCAAAAUUUGGAGUAAACACCAGUGGUGGAGACUUCGGACCUCAUCCUGAGGUGAGUCAGGGACACCCCCAGCCCCAAUCUGAAAGCAACGCAGCAGAGCCCAAGGAGGAGAGGGAGGGUGUGCUCGAGGGCCAUGACGCUCACAGCCGCGUGCCUGACAACAAGGGUCACACCAAGUUGCUGCAGCUGCUCACCACCAAGCCAGAACCCCUGGAGACGCCGCUGUCCCCCGGCGCAGGAGUGGAGGGGAAGGAGCUGGCCGGAGCAGGGGUCCGAGGCGGCCACGCAGCAGGGAGCACUCACGGAACAUCCCUCAAAGAAAAACACAAAAUCCUCCACCAGCUGCUGCAGAACAGCACGUCCCCCGUAGACCUGGCCAAACUCACCGCUGAGGCCACCGGCAAAGAACUGGGCCAGGACCAGUUACAGGGGGCUGGCAGCACAGCGUCCGGGGUGGAAAUAACUCCCAAGCAGGAGCCGCUGAGCCCUAAGAAGAAGGACAACGCGCUGCUGCGCUAUCUACUGGAUAAGGAUGACACUGUACUGAAGGACAAGGUCCCUAAGCUGGAGCCCGGGGAAGUGAAGGUCGAAGAGGUCAAACCCUCAACGGUCAAGGUGGAGAAGCAAGACCCAGGCUACGACCACGUGGAGCAGUCGUCGGAGCUGGACGACAUCCUGAACGACCUGCAGAGCGCGCAGCCUCAGCUGUUCUGCGAGCAGCGGCCGGUUUCGUUGCCCAGUCCCAUGGACAAACAGAACAUCAUCAACGACAUCCUGCAGAUGUCCGAGGCCGUCCCUGCUAUGGCGGCGCAGCAACAGCACAGAGGCAUGGCGGCUAACAUGGUCCCGGCUGGGUUUGGGGGCGUCCGGCAGGGUCCGCCAGGCAGGGGUCUGCCUGUGAGGAGCGUGUCUCUGGACAUGAACAUGUCCCCCCAGCAUCCCCCGUUACAGUACCCCCUAAGGGCUUCAAGCCCCUACACUCUAAUGCAGCAGCAGCAGCAGCAGCAGCAAGGCAUGAUGGGAAGUCACGGGAUGAUGCCUAACCAAGCUGGAAUGCUCAACGCAGGGCUGAUGGCUCCGGGGGGCCCACGACCGGGCAUGCAGCAGCAGCAGGAGAACUGGGUGGCUUCUCCAAUGGGAGCGUCCGCCCCUGGACAGCAAAACGCCAUGCAGGUCAGACUGGGGCCCAACGGCGCUCCCAUGAGGCCGGGCAGCCAGCCGGGGCCUCGCCCCAUCCUCCAGACCCCAAUGAUGGCCAACGCGCCGCCUGAUAUGAACAUCGGUAUGGUGGAACACCAUUUCUCCCAGCCACAGGCUCCGCCCAAUCAGACAGCUCCUUGGCCAGACAGCAUGAUGCCCAUCGACCAGACGGCGUUUGUGAACCAGAGCAGAGCUGCGCUCCAGGAUGAACUCCCUGACGGGAGCUCGGUGGACGAAGGGGUCCUGAUGUCCCAGCUCUACACAGCUCUAAAAGACUUUGAUGGUCUCGAGGAAAUCGAUCGUGCUCUCGGGAUCCCUGCCUUGGUGGAGCAGAGCCAGUCCCUGGAGCCAGACCAGUUCCCCCAGGACCCCUCUAUGAUGUUAGACCAGAAGCCACCAGUGUACGCGCAGCAGUUUGGCCCGCCGCCAUCCCACAUGACACCAAGGGGCUUCCCUGCGCCGCCCAUGCAGGAGCCCGGGUUUCACCCUAUGUCGGGUCAGAUGGGCCCACGGUCGGGUUACCCCAUGAUGAGGAUGCCGCCACGGCCAGGACUCAGGCCGGGCGCGGUGCCCCCCAACCAGCCAAAUGCACUACGGCUGCAGCUCCAGCACCGGCUACAGUCUCAGCAGCAGAACCGUCAGCCAAUGAUGACUCAGAUGAGUAGUGUGUCAAAUGUGAACCUACCUCUACGAGCCAACGCUCCUACCCAGGGAACCAUCAAUGCCCGGAUGUUGGCUCAGCGUCAGCGCGAGCUGCUGAGUAAUCACCUGAGGCAGAGGCAGCAGGUGCAGCAGCAGCAGCAGCAGAGGAGCAUGGCCAUGAGGCCCAACCUGCCUCCCAACAUGACUAACCCCAGAAAUCCUCAGGCAACCCCCCAGCAGUUCCCCUACCCGCCCAGCUACGGUACCAGUACAGGCCUGCCCUCGUCACCUCCCCCCACCAACUCCUUCUCCUCCCCUCUCUCCCCAAGCCUACCCCCCAACCCUCAGCUCCACCUGCAUGGCACCUCCUCCUCUUCCUCCACCUCCUCCUCACAGAUGAUGAUGGGAAACACAAACAUGAUGGGCGGACAGUACGGGGCCGUACUCAGCCCCCAAAUGCAGCACAGUGCCUUUCAGUUUCCCAACUCAGGUAUGAGCCAACAGUCAGAAGGAGGUUUCGGAGGAAGCAGCACGCCUCAGAGCCCUCUGCUUUCCCCUCGCAUGGCCCACACUCAGUCCCCUAUGAUCCAACAGGGCCAGCAGAACGCUGCUUUUCAGGGCUCCCCCGACAUGAACGGCUGGCCACAGGGCAACAUGGGUGGCAGCAGUAUGUUUCCGCAGCAGCAGACGUCGCCACAGUUCACGCAGCAGAGCAGCAGCAGCAUGUACAACGGCGGCACCAUGAGCCUGAACGCCGUCUCCAUGGGCAGCAACAUGGCGCCCAGCAGCAUGGGCCAGAUGACUGGACAGAUGAGCGUUACGUCCAUGGCGUCGGGGUCUUCGCCCGGCCUGCCCUCCAUGGGACAAGAGCAGAAAUACUGUUGACCCUCCGGAAGCCUUUUAACAUCAACCUCAAAGAUCAGCUGGUGCGAGGAGCGCGUCGACCCUUUAAGAAUCAGAAAUGCAAGCCACCCGACUGCCCCUUGAACCAGCCGGGUCGUGCCCUGACCUCCCCCUCCUCACCCUCCUAUCCACCCACCCCCAUAGCGUAUUCGGGAGUGUGUAGUAGGCCGGGGACGGACCUCUGCCCAUUUCGCCUCCUGGUGGAAAGCCCG
Nothobranchius furzeri (turquoise killifish) is the source of this 5169-nucleotide messenger RNA. RefSeq names its product nuclear receptor coactivator 2 (gene ncoa2). Gene Ontology annotation, biological process: positive regulation of transcription by RNA polymerase II; cellular response to hormone stimulus. Gene Ontology annotation, cellular component: nucleus. The record is from RefSeq and is a predicted model, not a curated record. Gene Ontology annotation, molecular function: protein dimerization activity; nuclear receptor binding. NCBI's taxonomy places the organism in Eukaryota, Metazoa, Chordata, Actinopteri, Cyprinodontiformes, Nothobranchiidae.